Molecule: messenger RNA, 962 nt
Organism: Ochotona princeps (American pika)
Lineage: Eukaryota; Metazoa; Chordata; Mammalia; Lagomorpha; Ochotonidae
Product: fibrillin-2-like
Exons: 6
Molecular function (GO): calcium ion binding
Source: RefSeq, a predicted model, not a curated record
AUAUCGACGAAGGUGCGAGCAAACAAAAUCCUUGCAAAUUCAUUCUGCAUGACUCCGAGUGCGUGAACACUCCAGGCAGCUUCGAGUGCAGAUGCAACCCAUACAGGAAGGUGCAAGGCAGUGCAUGCGUAGAUAUAAACGAGUGUCUUGACAACCGAGGCGGGUGUCUGGACUACAGUGAUUGCAUCAACAACGAUGGAGCUCCCCCGACUUGCAGAUGUUGGAAGGGGUACGGCGGCAACGAUGGCAAACCAGGGAGGGCGUGUCAAGAUAUCAAUGAAUGCGACGACCCCGACAGUUGCAGCAGCGACUCUGUAUGCGUUAAUACACCGGGCUCAUUCCGUUGUGACUGCAAGCCAGGGUUCGCUAAGAAUGAAGGGGGCAAAUGCGAAAGAAUAAGUUUCUGUGUCGCACACGGUAACGACUGUGACCCGGUUUUUGCGGACUGCAGAGAAGUACCAGGUACUUUCGGAUACACCUGCAAGGAAGGAUUCGAAGGCAACGGGAGGAAGGGAAACUGCAAGCCCCUUCCUGGCAAUGAGAGCAGAGCGUGCGAGCUGCUGGGGCUUCAAUGCGGAUCGUACGAGCACUGUGGUAUUGACGAAGUCAACGGUGGCACGUACACCUGUGAAGUGCUUUCUCGAGCUAAACAAAUUCGUGUGCUGGUGAAGGAAGGUUUUACCUCGGAGACGCCACUCUGGAUCUGGGGCUGCGUGGCUGCAGGGUGCUUAGUCUUUCUGAUUGCACUCGUGUUUGCGACAUGGGCUUUUUGGAAGCGGAAAGAACGUCCUAACAGGGAUGAUUCGGUAGCACUCUUAUAUGAGGCAGAUUGCGAGAAACAGGGUGUAGUAGCGCCUUCGCGCUACGUGGUAUGCGAUCAGCUUCAUGAAACCACCAGAGUUCUGCGGAGACUUCACGUACUUUUGGGAGAGGUGGACGUGUUUGACCGUGGUCGGGGUUGA